Messenger RNA from Astyanax mexicanus (Mexican tetra), 2631 nucleotides. RefSeq names its product interacts with SUPT6H, CTD assembly factor 1. Lineage: Eukaryota; Metazoa; Chordata; Actinopteri; Characiformes; Acestrorhamphidae. The coding region runs from base 390 to 2378 and encodes 662 amino acids. Gene Ontology annotation, biological process: poly(A)+ mRNA export from nucleus. The transcript has 16 exons. The record is from RefSeq and is a predicted model, not a curated record. Gene Ontology annotation, cellular component: nucleus.
CGCAUGCGCCUUGAUCUGCUCGUGGCUCCAUUUUGGUGGGGAAGCUGUAGCCCUAGCUCUGUUUUUUUUUUGUGCUGCUGUGAUUAAUAAGAAGCGCUAUGAGGAUUUCUCCUCGGUGUUCAGGGAGAAUAAGGGGUUUAUGAGGUGUGUAGAUGUGGGUUAUGGUCUGCGGAGCGACUCUGCGGCUGUAAGGCUGUGUUUGUGAGGAGUGGAGGGAGGAAACGCGGCGCUACCUUUAUUAACUUACCGGCUCCGAGCAAGGGGGCUGGAGUAGGCUGGCGUUAGCAAGGCUAAUCUAAGCGUUUUUAUUUUUAUAAGAAGCGAAGCCUCGGCUCCGGCGGGUCAUACGGUCUGUGUGAAAGCGAGGAGCCGUCCGUUUAGAAGCGCAAAUGGACGGUGAAGAUGAAGUGUUUUCAGGGAGUCACCCAGAUGACGGCAGUGGAACUCCUGUGCAGGACGAGAAUGCGCUGGGGUCAGACGCUGAGGAGGAAAUGAGAGGAGGGUCGCACCACUCUGAGGAUGAAGGCAGUGACAGGGAAGAUGCAGCUCCCCGUGGUGGAGACAGUGGAUCAGAACAUGAGGACGGUGGUGGAGAUGGAGGCAGCGAUUCCGAAGCAGAACAUCCUCGUCCUGCCGACAGCGAUGAUGAUGACAGCUCGCCAGUCAAACGCAGGGGGAGCACAUCAGAGACAGAGGAGCAGCAGAAAGCUCAGGACAGCAAUUCCGACGAGGAACCUCAGAAGAGGCCUCGGAGGAGAAUGCAGAGCUCAGACUCGGGCAGCGAAUCGGAAGGAGAGAAAACCAAACAGAGGAAAAGGAUAGAGUCUGACGAGGAGGAAGAGAAAAAGGACGAUGAAGAGGAUGGAGUAAGGAAAGCAGCGAUUAACUCAGACAGUGAGGAUGAGGAGGAGAGGAAGCCAAGAGAAGAAGAAGCAGGGAGUGAUCAGGAUGAUGAAGCUCCUCGAAGGACGAUAGCUGACAGUGAUGAUGAUGAAGAUGAGAAACCAGUAAAGAGGAAGAAGGCUAUUCUGUCUGACAGUGAUGAUGAGGAGGAAACAAAGGCUGUAAAGAAGAGCAGAGCAGUGUCUGAUGAUGACUCUGAUAGUGAUGCAGGCUCAGAAGCUCCAGAUAAAACAGUGGCAGCGAAGCUGAGGGAGCUGGGCUCUGACAGUGAGGAGGAAGAUGACAGGAUGAAGGCAGAUACAGGGAAAAAAGAUGAGAAAACAUUGUUCGGCAGUGACAGUGACUCUGACAACAAUGAGGAGGAAAAAAUGAUAGCAGACAUCUUUGGAGAGUCAGGAGAUGAAGAAGGGGAGGAGUUUACGGGCUUUAACCAGGAGGAGUUGGAAGUAGAGAAGCAGCAGGCUAAGGCUGGACAGAAACAAGUGGCAGACGACUCUGAUUCAGAUGAUGAUGUGGACAGAGGUGGAAAAGACACAUCAUUCAUGUCUGAUUUCGAUAUUAUGCUGGCCCGUAAGAAGGCACAGAGUGGUAAACGUAAGCGGCAUCGAGACGGUGGAACGUUCAUUAGUGACGCAGAUGAUGUGGUCAGCGCCAUGAUUACGAAGAUGACCGAAGCUGCAGAGGAGGAUCGAACACUGAACAGUCAGAAGAAGCCGGCGCUGAAAAAGCUGAUGCUUCUUCCUACAGUAGUGAUGCAUUUAAAGAAGCAGGAUCUUAAGGAGACGUUUAUUGACAGCGGUGUGAUGGCAGCGAUAAAGGAGUGGAUCAGUCCACUGCCUGAUAAAAGUCUUCCAGCCUUGAAAAUUAGAGAGGAGCUGCUGAAGAUUCUGCAAGAGUUACCCAGUGUGAGUCAGGAGACUCUGAAGAUGAGUGGAAUUGGGCGAGCUGUUAUGUUCCUCUACAAACAUCCCAAAGAGUCACGACCAAACAAGGACCUCGCUCUCAAGUUAAUCAAUGAGUGGUCGCGGCCCAUCUUUGGUUUGUCGUCUAAUUAUAAGGGCAUGACUAGAGAGGAGCGGCAGCAGAGAGAUUUGGAUCAACAGAUCGCCCCCCGCAGGAGGCUCAGCGAGCCUCAGCAGGUUGAGAGGGCGGAGGAACCCGACGUCUUUGGGCCUCUCAGUUCAGGUGGGCAGACUCCUCGAAGAGAUUUGGAGAAGGUGUUGACAGGAGAAGAGAAAGCGCUGAGGCCGGGUGACCCUGGUUUUUGCGCGCGGGCGCGAGUGCCCAUGCCUUCCAACAAGGACUACGUAGUGCGGCCCAAGUGGAACGUGGAGUCUGAAUCCAGCCGGGGUCCUGUAAGGAAGAAUUUAUCACGUGUAGACAAACAGAUGCGACGUUUCGCCGACAUCCGUCGCCUCACGAAGCCGGGCCAUGCGGUAAAGAUCAGUGUCGAGGGCAACCGCAUGCCCCUCUGAUCCCUGAGCCCACAACUUCACUGUUUUGUUCUGUUCAGUUUUUCUAUUAUGGCGUAAGUGCGAAUGUAUGAUAUUGCUGUAGGGGUAUAAAUCCAGCUUUUCAGGGAGCUACAGGACUGUAAUAUAGCUCACACAUCUUUAUCAGGCUACGUGUGUAAUGCUGCGGCUACAUGUCUGAAAGUGGCCGCGGUCGACCUUUGUCCUGGUGCGGGUGUAACUUUGAUAAUAAAGAGUUUCAAAUUCUUUGCUUUUA